AUGGCUCUCCCAUAUUUGACAGAACAUACUCAACUUACUCAAUUCCAGCCCUACACUGCUGAACGCAACGACACCGAAGAAUCCGUUCUUCCCCACAAGUUUCGCCAUUUUUGCCGAACAGAGCCAAACAUCUUUAAAGAACCCAUUGACCCCAUAAUGCCAGUGCAAGAGCCACUAUUUGUUGAAGCGAAGCAAGAGACCAAGAAAUCCUAUUUCGAGAUGUUCUCUCUGUCAAUAUCCAGUGCUCUUGCCUGGCUCUAUCCCAAUGAGAAUGUCAAGGUCUCUUUUGAAGGGGACAAACCAAAAAAAGCGAUAAAUGAAAAAAUUGGUGCAGAGUCUGAAACGCUGUCUUGCCGACUUCUAAAAACAGAGUCGACUGAAGGACUUGAGCUAGGAGACAUCAAUGUUAAUCCUGCCAACCAUGAGACUAGGAAUUUUGAAGAAACCCUUCAGGAGGAGUCCCACUUAGAUGAGCUAGUAGAAAACCUCAGCAGAUUAAAGGCUCUUCUGGAAAUAGCCAGUGCUGAAGAGAAGCUGCCUUUGCCAGAAAAUUUACAAGACGCUGUGUCUACCUUGUGUGAGCCAAAGAAGUGGCGCCCGUCUCUAGAAACCAUCAAAGAAGAGAACGAGGAGCCCUCAGACCCCCUAUAUAUCCCCAAAACCACCUGCAGCGACGAAUGGGGCAGCAGCUUGACCUUGACCAUGUCGAACUCCCGAAGUAGCCAAUGUGAGGAGGUAGGGUUAUUCGAGUCUUCUCCAGACUCUGAAAGCGACGGAAGUCAUAUGCUAAUGGAUUUCGGGCUACUUAGCCUGAUCUCUGGUCUCGAGGAGUAUGAUAGUGAAAGUGAAGAAGCAGAAGAAGAGGAAGAGCUGGAGGAUACUGAGGAGCAACAGCUUGAUGUUCCGGAUUAUCUCCAAAAUAUAUACAAUCACCAGGCAGUAGGAAUGCCCCACAUGGGUACCUUUCUUCUGUUGGAUGCUCUUGCAAACAACCUCAAGGUGCCUGAAUUCUACCAGAAGUCCUCAGACAAGGUACACUUCAGCAUGUUGGCCAACGAGGAGUUUGAGGCUGGUAUGCCUCUUGUUAGGAAUUGUAAGGCCAUUGCCAGGAAGCUUCGUGGAUGCCUUAAGAAGAAGAAGCCAAAAAAGAGGAUAAUCUCAGGUAGCAGAAAUCGGCCACUUUCCAAUAAACCAAUGCUGGAAGACUUUCAACUAGAGGCGUUCGAAGAAGAUAUCCAACACCUUCUCGAUCACGUUGACUUCAGCAAAAAAGGAAUGGACGAGCUUGACUAUGACAUUGAGAUUGGUGAUGUUGUUCAGCUGCUCACAGAUGUUUUCCAAAAAGCGACUACUUUUGUCAACAAGCCAAAUACCCAAAAGUACAUUGACGUCUGUUCGUGCUACCACCAGCUUCGAGUGCAAAUAGAGCAAGCCUCUAAGAGAGUGAACGCUCUCAUCACGAGGCUUGAAGUGGCUGUUUUUGAAGAAAGCGCUCUUGAAGCAAAUAUCAUGCCCCACGUUGUACAGAUUCACGAAAUCCAGCAAGAGAUCCACAAGAAGAUCAUACAAUUGAAGAAUGGCCAGUUGGCAGAGAAAUUUGUCGCCCAGCACGCACAUGCUGUAGAAUUGCAACAGCAGCUCGAAACCAUUUUCCUGCCUUUUUUCCGUUGUCACCAGGAAGGGUUGCAAAUUGGCGAUAUUGAGGAUGCCUCCUACUUGGUGUGCAAGAAACAGUACGAUGAUACGUGCUUGUUGCUAAAUCUGAUGAAGCCAGAAGAGACAAAGUACUUCUUCGAAAGCUACAUUGACCAGCUCCAGAACGCUUCUGACUAUUUUCUGUACCUUCUUUUCUUGUUCGUAAGAGGAGUUGAGAGCCAUUGCGCCAGGUACAAUUGA
Messenger RNA from Candidozyma auris, 1896 nucleotides. RefSeq lists its product as uncharacterized. The coding region runs from base 1 to 1896 and encodes 631 amino acids. NCBI's taxonomy places the organism in Eukaryota, Fungi, Ascomycota, Pichiomycetes, Serinales, Metschnikowiaceae. The transcript has a single exon. The record is from RefSeq and is a predicted model, not a curated record.